GCUGUGAUGCGUGGUCACCAAGUCAAAAAUUACAACAUCAUGUCGACUUUACGAAGAAGACAACAUACUCACGAAAGAAAUGGAGGGGUCAAUUUCUUUGACAAGAAAGACGAAAUGGGAAGAGCGCGUGUUGAAGAGGUUCGCCGAAGAGCGGAGCAACUAAGAACGGAGUUAAUGGAACAAAUUGACGGUCAGCUUAAUGACCUUAUCGACGACGUGUUACACGAUGUGGACUCUCUGGAGCCUAGGAGGGAUCAUAUCUACUCUGGAGACAAGGUAAAUGGAAAUAAAGUAUUCGUUCCACGACAAUCAGUACUGACAGAACUCCUAGAAGUCAAUCACAUCAAGACAAUCUAUAACAUCUUUGUAGCCUUACUGAUAGUGUUCAUUAUAAAUACUGUAGUCUAUGACUACAUUGAUUCAGGAAGCCUUUCACUUGAACUCUCAAUACUAAAAUGGGCAUUUGGUAAACCUUCCACCGUCGUCAGCAUAUGGCUUGUAAUGAAGGCAAUGGCUUUGUUUGCCUUUCCAAUUUUCUCUGCUUGGCAUGCAAACAGACAUUCAUGGCUGCCCCUUCCAGAUCUAUGCUGGCUACUUUUGUACAUUACCUACUUGACUGUUUUCGCAAUAUUCCCAGUCCAGGAAGUUAUCCAGCACAACUUGCCACCUGCGUCUUCUAUCAUCAUACUUGCAGAACAGAUUCGCUUUAUGCUCAAAGUUCAUGCAUUUGUAAGAGAAAGUGCACCCAAGGUCCUUUCAUAUGAAAGAACACAAGACGACUCAGAUCCGCCAGCAGAAGCAGAUCAAGCUGAUGAGGGCAGAGACAAUGCUACAAACCGAGACAAAACAGUGAAAGAGAAUCAACCUUUGCCAGAGUUUGGACAAUACUUGUACUUUCUUUUCUGCCCUACUCUUAUCUACAGAGACCAGUACCCAAUGACUCCUUAUAUCAGAUGGAAUUAUGUGGUAUCCAAUUCCCUCCAGACCUUGGCCUGCAUCUUCUACACUUACUAUGUGUUUGCUCGCUUCUGUGUACCUGUGUUUAGAAGUAUUGGAAAGGGACAAUGGAGUUUCAAGCAUUUCACCCUUUCAGUCUUCAGUUGCAUGCUGCCAGGCACAAUGGUCCUUGUCCUUGGUUUCUUCGCCAUCCUUCAUUCCUGGUUGAAUGCCUUUGCAGAAAUGACCAGAUUUGCGGACAGGAUGUUCUACAAGGACUGGUGGAAUUCUAAUUCAUAUGCAGAUUAUUAUCGCUCUUGGAACGUUGUGGUACAUGACUGGCUGUAUGCGUACAUAUACAAGGACAUGGUUAAGAUUAUCAAGAACCGUCAAGUUGCGACUGUGUCCGUGUUUUGCUUGUCCGCCAUUGUUCAUGAAUAUGUUCUGAUGUUCGCCUUUCGCUUCUUCUACCCAAUGCUGCUCUUCCUGUUUGGUGUUUUUGGUUUGUCGUUUGUGUUUUUGAAACCAAAGAAACACGGGAAUGUGUCACAGGUGUGGAACGUGUUCAUGUGGAUCACGCUCAUCGUAGGCAAUGGACUUCUGAUGUGUCUGUACAGUCAGGAGUGGUUCGCCACACAAAUCUGUCCAAGGGACAGCAACUCCUUACUGGAUCAACUGUCCCCUCGGUCUUGGAACGUGGAGUGCGUACAAGUUCGUGUGAACUCUGGCUGAAUCAGAAACACUGUUCUUACGUAGAGGGACAAAUAUCGGAUCACAAAAAAUGAGUACAGCAGCGAAAAGAAUCUCUUUUGUGCUGCCCCCAAUACCCUAAUAAUCUCAGUUGUAAAGGGAUAAGAUUUUAAUUGGAAAGGAAGCCUCGUGAAUAUUUCAUCUAAUUUCAAGUUGCUGUGAUUUAGUUCGAUCGGAUAGUUAUGGCUGGGGAGGGAGAGCUGAUUUUAAACCAUAUGUCGAACACUCGUUUUGCGCCGUACAAUGAGUGGGCAAAAUACAACAUGAACGGGAAAAGAGGGGAACGUAACAUUCUUCCACGCGUCUAAAUAAAACGAUGUACGUCA
Molecule: messenger RNA, 2012 nt
Organism: Orbicella faveolata
Lineage: Eukaryota; Metazoa; Cnidaria; Anthozoa; Scleractinia; Merulinidae
Product: sterol O-acyltransferase 1-like
Biological process (GO): cholesterol metabolic process
Cellular component (GO): endoplasmic reticulum membrane
Source: RefSeq, a predicted model, not a curated record